UCGCUGAACAUCAAACCAGCGACAUGAGGCUAUUGAGAUCUUCCUUCAUCCUGGCCGUGGCUAUAAGCCUGGCCACGGCAGAGGACAAGGCGGAAAAAGACACCAAGGCUGAACCUGCACCAGUCGAAGAAAACAAGAAACAGGAUAAGAGAGGACUCUCUGAGUACUACGGCGAUCACGGUGGCUUCGGGGGCGGAGGAUACGGUGGAAGCAGCAGUGGUGGAGACUAUGGCGGAUAUGAAGGAGGCUUAAAUGAAGGCUACGGCCAUGAGCACCAUGAGAAAACCAUCACUGUAAUCAAGAAAGUGCCAGUCCCGUAUCCAGUGGAGAAGCACAUUCCAGUACCAGUGGAGAAGCGCAUCCCAUACCCAGUGAAAGUGCACAUACCACAACCGUACCCAGUCGUGAAAACCGUCCACUUCCCAGUGAAGGAAACCAUCAAAGUGCCAGAGUACAUCCCCCAACCGUACCCAGUGACCAAACACGUACCUGUACCAGUCAAAGUGCAUAUCGACAGACCCUACCCAGUCAAGGUUUACGAAAAAGUCCCCUACCCAGUGGAGAAGCAUAUCCAUGUGCCAGUUGAAGUGCACGUGCCCCACCCAUACCCAGUAGAAAAAGAAGUACAUUUCCCAGUAAAGGUUCCAGUCAAAGUGCACGUGCCUUACCCCGUUGAGAAGAUCGUCCAUUACCCAGUCAAAGUACCAGUGGAUCACCCAAGGCCCGUUCAUAUUGAGAAGCCAGUCCCCGUACACGUCGAUAAGCCAGUGCCGUACCCAGUGGAGAAACCAGUCCCCUACCCCGUGAAGGUGCACGUUGAUAACCCAGUGCCAGUCCACGUUGACAAACCUGUGCCAGUUCCCGUCAAGGUACCAGUACCAGCGCCUUACCCCGUAGAGAAAGUUAUUCCAUACCCAGUGGAGAAGAACGUUCCUAUUCCCGUGCAUAUCCCAGUAGACAGGCCUUACCCUGUGCACAUUGAGAAGCACAUACCUUACAAGGUUGAGAAACACGUGCCUUACACAGUCAAAGUCCCAGUUCCUAUUGUCCACCAUGAGGAGCACGGUCACGGCAGUGAGGGUUCAGAUGGAGGUUAUGGAGGUAGCAGCUACGGAGGAAGCAGCUACGGGGGAAGCAGCUAUGGAGGAAGCAGCUAUGGCGGAGGUUUCGAAGGAGGUUACGGCGGAGGUCACUCGGAAGGCUCCGAAGACGGCAGCGACUAUCAUCACUAAGGACUGAUCUCUUUGUUUUUCUUUUGUAGAUAGCUUUAAAUGUUGAUUUGU
Messenger RNA from Pararge aegeria (speckled wood butterfly), 1283 nucleotides. Its product is annotated as proline-rich protein 4-like. The coding region runs from base 24 to 1232 and encodes 402 amino acids. NCBI's taxonomy places the organism in Eukaryota, Metazoa, Arthropoda, Insecta, Lepidoptera, Nymphalidae. The record is from RefSeq and is a predicted model, not a curated record. The transcript has 2 exons.